AUUAUCCUUCUCUUAUACUAUACGGAAACUGAAACGCAUAAAUGCCUGGAAAUGGUCAAAACUUCCAGCCAUCUUUUUUCUCUUUUUAUAGAUUUUGAAAAUAUUAUCAUUGUUUCAGAUUGACUUACAAUCAUUUAAUAUUUUGUUUUUGUAAUAUUGUAAUAUUAAGUUUAAUUAUGAUUAUUUGACUGCGAAAAUGAAGUAGACUACUUCACAGGACAUUUCUUAUGCAGUAGCCCUUACUACAUCCCCAUUAUUUAGAGCGAGGAUCUGCAACCCUGCUUCAGGAGAGCCUCCUGCAUCAACACACCUUCAAGUAACUUAAGACCUUGAUUUGCUGGUUCAGGUGUGUUUGAUUAGGGUUCGAGCUGAACUUUGCAGAACAGUAGCUUUCCAGGAGCAGGACUGGAGACCCCUGAUUUAGAGAAACGGAAGGAGAAUCAUUCAUGUUGAGUUAAAAGGGAAUAAAUAAAAAUAACAACACAGAAAGUUAAACCCAAUAAUUUAUUUUUAAUCUAACUCACAUAGUCAUUUUUGUUUUGUUUUGUCUGUUUACUAUGUACUUUCUCAUCAAGUGGGAAUAGAUGGAGAAACCUGCCCAUGAAAUGAGUGUGUAUGAGGGGAAAGAAGAGGAGACUGCUGUUGACAGCCAGUCAGCAGCAUCUCCAGGAUUCAGCUGUGUGUCAAUGAAGAGUAACAACUCCAUGGUUAUUCCCCCUUUUCUCAGUGAUGUUGACACUCAGAGAGCAGCAUCUCCAGGAUUCAGCUGUGUGUCAAUGAAGAGUAACAACUCCAUGGUUAUUCCCCCUUUUCUCGGUGAUGGAGCUGCUGUGAACGCUGACUCUCUCAGGAAGAGAAAGAGAGCAGCAUCUCCAGUAUCCAACUGUGUAUCCAUGAAGUGCAACAGAUCCUCGAUUGAUCCACCCAGUUCCAGGACUGGAGCAGCGUGCUUUGACCCUGUUGGUAAAAAAGCUGUGUUCUCAACGACCGGCACAUUCCCUUACUGUCAAAGCCACACCAGUCAUCAUGAUACAGAAACAGACCUGCAGCUCAGUUCAGGCCCAACAGUGCGUGUUGAUCUGCAGAGAGUCAAAGACCAGCACAAAACCAGCAUGAAGAACAAGUAUGAGACCUUGUUUGAGGGAAUCAAACUACAAGAGAAUCAAACCCUCCUGAACAGGAUUUACACACAGCUGUACAUCAUAGAGGGAGAGAGUGAAGGAGUGAAUGAAGAACAUGAGGUGCUACAGAUGGAGAAAAGUUACAGGACACUCCAAGACACUCCAAUCAACUGCAAUGACAUCUUUAAUAAUUUACCUGAACCAGGAUAUGAGGAGAUGAGAAGAGAGCAGAAAGACAAAAUAAAGACUGUUCUUACUAAAGGCAUCGCUGGAAUUGGAAAAACCGUCUCUGUGCAGAAGUUCAUUCUGGACUGGGCUGAGGGAAAAGCCAAUCAGGAUGUAGAUUUCAUGUUUGUGCUUACAUUUAGAGAGCUGAACUUGAUUAAAGAUCAUCAGUACAGUCUUCACAGACUUCUGCUUGACUUUCAUCCUGAACUUCAAGAUCUGGACUCAAAGAUUUAUGAUGAAUGUAAAGUUGUGUUCGUCUUUGAUGGUCUGGAUGAAAGCAGAAUUAAACUGAUGUUUUCAGACAGUCAGAAAGUUUCUGAUGUGACUGAGAUUUCAUCAGUGGGUCUGUUGAUGUCAAACCUCCUGAAAGGAGAUCUGCUUCCCUCUGCUCUCAUCUGGGUCACCACCAGACCAGCAGCAGCCAAUCAGAUCCCCUCAAACUACUUCAACCGUGUGACAGAGAUUCAGGGAUUCAGUGACCCUCAGAAGGAGGAAUAUUUCAGGAAGAGAAUCAGUGACGAGCAUCAAGCCAGCAGAAUCAUCUCACACAUCAGAAGAGCAAGAAGCCUCCACAUCAUGUGCCACAUACCCGUCUUCUGCUGGAUCUCAUCCACUGUGCUUCAAAACAUCCUGAAACAAGAUCUCAGUGCAGAAAUCCCUCAAACUCUGACUGAGAUGUACAUCUACUUCCUGCUCAUUCAAACAAAUAUGAGGAACCAGAAGUAUGAAGAGAGAGAUCCAGAGAAACUCCUGCAGUCCAACCGAGAAGUGAUUGUGAAACUUGCUGAACUGGCUUUCAAUCAGCUGAUGAAGGGCAAUGUGAUGUUUUAUGAGGAGGACCUGAGAGAGAGCGGCAUAGACGUCACUGACGCCUCAGUGUAUUCUGGGAUCUGCACUGAAAUAUUUAGGGAGGAAUCUGUGAUUUAUCACAGGAAGGUUUACACCUUUGUACAUCUGACCUUUCAGGAGUUUUUUGCAGCACUGUAUGUGUUUUACUGCUAUUUACACAAGAACAGUGAGGUUCUGAAAAUGUUUUUGUCAGGAAAGUCCAGAACUCAGUGUGAGAAAGUUCCUCUGGAUGUGUUUCUGAAGGAAGCAAUGAAUAAAGCCUUGAGCAGUGAAAAUGGACACCUGGAUCUCUUCCUUCGAUUUCUUCAUGGCGUCUCACUGGAGUCCAAUCAGAGACUCUUACAGGAUGUACUGAUACACACAGAGAACAACCCAGAGAGCAUCAAGAACAUAAUCCAAAACCUUAAGCGAGGUCAAAAAAACAAUAUCAGUCCUGAAAGAUGGAUGAAUUUGUCUCACUGCUUGAUUGAGAUGAAGAAUAAUUCUGUUGUUGAGGAAAUGCAGGUAUUUUUAACAUCUGGAAAUAAAGAAAAAAAUCUUUCUCUUGCACAAUGCUCAACUUUGGCAAACAUGAUCCUAAUGUCAGAGGAGGUGCUGGAUGAGUUAGAGGGUCGAUGGAGACUGUUACCUGCUGUGAGGAACUGCAGAAAAGCUCUAUUGGCAAGCUGUAAUUUCUCUGAUCAGCACUGUGAAAUUGUGGCUUCAGCUCUACAAUCUUCAAACCCCACCCUGAGAGAGCUGGACCUGAGUAACAAUAACCUGAUGGUUUCAGGAGUGAAGCUGAUCUGUGUUGGACUGAAGAGUCCAAACUGUCAACUUAACAUACUGAGAUUGGCAGACUGUAAUCUUACAGAUCCACACUGUGAAAUUGUGUCUUCAGCUCUACAAUCAUCAAACUCCCUGAGAGAGCUGGACCUGAGUCACAAUAACCUACAAGAUUCAGGAGUGAAGCUACUCUACUACAUUACCUGAGCAGUCGAAGGCUGCGCAUUUAUUGCAUGGACGGAGCAAAAAUAUAAGUGUCUAAAGCAUACGCACAGUUCCAUUGUAUGAAAAAUAUGUUUUAACAAUGUCGUUCAACCGAAUGUACAAAGGAAACUGUUAAAAUAACCACAUCAUUAAGCACUACCUUGAAAUAAGAAUGCAACGUUUAUCUGAUAAUCAGAUGCAUGAAAGUAUCAUUUGUUGCUAUAGCAUACAGACCUCGGGCGUGUUUACUUUCAGAAUCAUCAUUCACAGAGGGAGAGGAAAAGAAAAAUACUAUAGCAUUUUAUUUUAUGAAAAUUAGAUAAAGAAGUUUUCACACUGAAAGAGAAAUGAUAUCGUGCUCAUAGAACUUAAGAUGUUCCAGGCUAUGUCUGCAGCUAAUCUGAAUAAAAUGCGGAAUGAACUGAAACGUUAAGACAAUAAACACAAU
Messenger RNA from Cyprinus carpio (common carp), 3615 nucleotides. RefSeq names its product protein NLRC3-like. The record is from RefSeq and is a predicted model, not a curated record. NCBI's taxonomy places the organism in Eukaryota, Metazoa, Chordata, Actinopteri, Cypriniformes, Cyprinidae. Gene Ontology annotation, molecular function: protein binding.